This is a messenger RNA of Candida tropicalis MYA-3404, 1095 nucleotides long. RefSeq names its product L-iditol 2-dehydrogenase (gene XYL2). The coding region runs from base 1 to 1095 and encodes 364 amino acids. Gene Ontology annotation, biological process: D-sorbitol catabolic process. The transcript has a single exon. Gene Ontology annotation, molecular function: L-iditol 2-dehydrogenase (NAD+) activity; zinc ion binding. NCBI's taxonomy places the organism in Eukaryota, Fungi, Ascomycota, Pichiomycetes, Serinales, Debaryomycetaceae. The record is from RefSeq and is a predicted model, not a curated record.
AUGACUGCAAACCCAUCAUUAGUUCUUAACAAAGUUGACGAUAUUUCCUUUGAAGAAUACGAAGCUCCAAAACUCGAAUCACCAAGAGAUGUCAUUGUUGAAGUUAAGAAAACUGGUAUCUGUGGAUCAGAUAUCCAUUACUAUGCCCAUGGUUCAAUUGGUCCAUUUAUUUUAAGAAAACCAAUGGUUUUAGGUCACGAAUCAGCAGGUGUUGUUUCUGCUGUCGGAAGUGAAGUUACCAACUUGAAGGUUGGUGAUAGAGUUGCCAUUGAACCUGGUGUACCUUCAAGAUUUAGUGAUGAGACCAAAUCUGGUCAUUAUCAUUUGUGCCCACAUAUGUCUUUUGCCGCCACCCCACCAGUUAACCCAGAUGAACCAAAUCCUCAAGGUACUUUAUGUAAAUACUACAGAGUCCCAUGUGACUUUUUAUUCAAAUUACCAGAUCAUGUUUCUUUGGAGUUGGGUGCUAUGGUUGAACCAUUAACUGUUGGUGUCCACGGUUGUAAAUUGGCUGAUUUGAAAUUUGGUGAAGACGUUGUUGUUUUUGGUGCCGGUCCAGUUGGUUUGUUGACCGCUGCCGUUGCUAGAACAAUUGGUGCUAAAAGAGUCAUGGUUGUUGAUAUUUUUGACAACAAAUUGAAGAUGGCAAAAGAUAUGGGUGCUGCCACUCAUAUUUUCAACUCAAAAACCGGUGGUGAUUAUCAAGAUUUGAUCAAGAGUUUUGAUGGUGUUCAACCUUCAGUUGUUUUGGAAUGUAGUGGUGCUCAACCAUGUAUCUAUAUGGGUGUUAAAAUCUUGAAAGCUGGUGGUAGAUUUGUUCAAAUUGGUAAUGCCGGUGGUGAUGUCAAUUUCCCAAUUGCUGAUUUCUCAACCAGAGAAUUGGCAUUAUAUGGUUCUUUCAGAUAUGGUUACGGUGACUACCAAACUUCAAUUGAUAUUUUAGACAGAAACUACGUCAAUGGUAAAGACAAAGCACCAAUUAAUUUCGAAUUGUUGAUUACUCACAGAUUCAAGUUUAAAGAUGCCAUCAAAGCCUAUGAUUUGGUCAGAGCAGGAAAUGGUGCUGUCAAAUGUUUAAUUGAUGGUCCAGAAUAG